Microplitis mediator is the source of this 2198-nucleotide messenger RNA. RefSeq names its product cytochrome c oxidase assembly factor 7 homolog (gene Coa7). NCBI's taxonomy places the organism in Eukaryota, Metazoa, Arthropoda, Insecta, Hymenoptera, Braconidae. The record is from RefSeq and is a predicted model, not a curated record. Gene Ontology annotation, cellular component: mitochondrial intermembrane space. The coding region runs from base 115 to 819 and encodes 234 amino acids. The transcript has 3 exons. Gene Ontology annotation, molecular function: protein binding.
UAGAUCAUGCGCAUGCCCGUUUUAAACGCACUUGCAUGCAAGUGUGAUGAUUUAGAUUUAGAGGUUAUAAAAUAUUUUUUAAAUAAUAUUUAGAUAAAAAUUAAGUAAUUAAUUAUGGCAUUUAAUUUUAAAAAUGAAGAAGACGUCAGGUUAUAUUUAAAAAAUAUUUAUACUGAGUACAGAUUUGGAUGUGACAGUGAAAAAGAUGCAAAUGCUUGUCACCUCCUGGGGGAUUAUAUGGAAAGUAUUAGCGGAGAUUUUGAAAAAGCUGGUGAAAUUUAUAAAGCUAAUUGCGAUGAGAGAAAUUGGGCUAGAAGUUGCGCUAAGUACGGAGGAUAUCUAGGUGUUGGAAGAGGCUGCGAACAAAAUAUGAACGAAGCAUUCAAAUAUAUAAAAAAAGGAUGUGAAUUAGGCGAUGGUAUUGGCUGUGUACGCGCUGGAAUAUUGGCGUCAUCACCAAAACAUAAAUUAAUGGAUAGUAGAGCGGAUCAAGUUGCUUUGGGGAUGAGCAUGUUGUCUAAAGGCUGUUAUGAGCAUAACAAAGAAGAAGGCUGCUUUUAUUUGUCUGGUAUUUAUCUAGGAGGACUAAAGGGCGAAGUUGAGCCGAAUCUUAAGGAGGCUUACAAACUAUCGAUAAAAUCUUGCGAAGCGGGUAAUCCUUACGCGUGUGCUAAUUUAUCUCAAAUGCAUGCCCGUGGAGACGGCGCUGAAAAAAGUGAAUCAUUAGCUGAAGCAUUUAGAGAACGAUCACGCGUACUUCAUCGUGAACUUAAAAAAGCCCAAAAACAAAUUGAAUUUGGGCAGGGGAUCCAAGUGUAAAUAUCAUUUAUCAUGUAGAAGUAUCAUUUUUAUGAUACCAGCAUCGAAACCUAAAGUUUCAGUGUCUACAGUCAGUCGAAAUAAAUUAAUUUCAGCCCAAUGCCGCGAAUUAAUUUUAGCAGGCGCGUAAAUUGUGAAUGACUUCAAUCAAUGGGCAGAAAUAUUUGUUUGAAGACAUUCGCAAUUUAAACUCUGAUACUUGUCAUUUGUUUAAUAAUUUUAUUUACGUAAAUGACAGUUCUGACUGUGAUUAAGUUUUAUAAAAAUUACUGUGAAUAAUAAAUAGUAUUUAUAGUUUCUGCUUAAUCAUAAAUUUCAAAUUAAAAUUUACACUUACGCUAAUAGUUGGUCUUUAAUUAACUUGUUUCUGACUGGCUGCUGACAAGGAAACUUUAAGUUCCAGGUACUCAUGAAAAAUAUUGUGUGUAAUUCAGAAUUAAAUACGAUUUCAGACUGCGUACUAUUUUUAUAGUAUAUUGUGUGACAAGGGAUGAAACAAAACGAUUUCAGACCAGAGUGAAGGCUGACAUCACCCGCAGUCUAAAAUCGUCUCAUCCUGAGUUACACGCAAUAUUUUUCAUGAUUAUCUGGAACUUAUUCAUCGUCAGCAGCCAGUCAGAAAGAAAUUAAUUUAAGGACAACUAUCAGCGUAUGUUUAAAGUGUCAUUUGAAAUUUAUGAUUAAGCAGAAACUAUAAAUACUAUUUAUUAUUUACAGUAAUUUUUAUAAAACUUAAUCGCAGUCAGAACUGUCAUUUAUGUAAAUAAAAUUAUUAAACAAACGACAAGUAUCGGAGUUGAAAUUGCGAGUCUUUAAUCAGCGGGCAGAAACACAAAUAUUUCUGCCCGCUGGUUGAAGGCAUCCACAAUUUACGCGUUCGCUAAAAUUAAUUCGCGGCAUUGGACUGAAAUUCGCUUAUUUCGACUGACUGUAGAAAAACUUAGUUCCAAUGCAGGUAUCAUGAAAAAUAAUUUAAUUGUGUUAUAAUUAUUUUUUAAACAUUAAUAUUUAAUGUUAUACUAGCUUGUUAAUAAAUUAUCAAAGAAAAUAUUAAAUUAAAGUGUCUAGAAAUAUUAUUAUUAUUUUUAUUUUAUCGCGAUAUUAUUUUAAGUACUGAUUUUUUAUCAGCAGAUAAUUUAUGAGUCUAGAGAAUAAUAUUUUAAAAUUAAGUCACCUAAGAGCUGGUAUACAGGUAAAAUUAAAUGGAAUAAAACCGGUCUAGCAUCAUUAAUCAUCCCAUCUACAGUUGAACAAUGAACCUUGGGUAAACCAAUACCUAAAGUAGUGAUUGUCUCAUUUUUUUCCCCUCUCUGUCUAUCCCUUCCAAGUUUUAGCUCACCUUCUCCCACUAUAAUCAGCAUAAAAAAAAGAAAAAGGAA